Messenger RNA from Babesia bovis T2Bo, 1020 nucleotides. Its product is annotated as 14-3-3 domain containing protein. NCBI's taxonomy places the organism in Eukaryota, Apicomplexa, Aconoidasida, Piroplasmida, Babesiidae. The transcript has 3 exons. Gene Ontology annotation, cellular component: cytoplasm. Gene Ontology annotation, biological process: signal transduction. Bases 114 to 884 code for a protein of 256 amino acids. The record is from RefSeq and is a predicted model, not a curated record.
GGGACGCCACACUCCGAUUUUUACAGAAGCUGGUAUUUUAAAGCGAAAUAAAGCAGUAGACUCACAGGAAUCUACACCAGCGUAGUACACUGUAUAGGAUUUAACACGUCAAAAUGGCCGAAGAGAUCACACAGCGCCUGAAGCUUACCUGCAGCGCCAAGCUCGCAGAACAGGCGGAACGUUACGAUGAAAUGGCUGAUGCCAUGAAGGCAUUGGUGGAAACUUGCAUCACCGGUAAAGAGGAACUGACCGUUGAAGAGCGUAACCUACUCUCUGUCGCAUACAAGAACGCUGUGGGAUCCAGACGCGCUUCAUGGCGUAUUGUCAGUGGCGUUGAGCAGAAGGAAGCCAGCAAGAACAACGUCGUCCAGCAGAAUCUGGCUGCGACGUACAGACUCAAAAUUGAAAAGGAACUGACACAAAUAUGUUCCAACAUAUUGACAUUGCUCAACGACCGUUUGAUUCCAGCCACCACCGAUAGCGAGAGCCAGGUGUUCUACCACAAGAUGAAGGGUGACUACUACCGCUACAUCAGCGAGUUCUCAUGUGAUCAGGAGAAGGCCCAGGCAUCUGCAUCGGCCAAGGAGUCUUACCAAAAGGCUACUGAGAUCGCAGAAACUGAAUUGAAGUCAACCCAUCCCAUCAGGUUGGGUCUUGCACUCAAUUUCUCCGUGUUCUUCUACGAAAUUCUCAACAAGCCUCAUGAAGCCUGCGAAAUGGCUAAACGCGCAUUCGACGAGGCCAUCACAGAGUUUGACAGUGUCAGCGAGGACAGUUACAAAGAUAGCACACUUAUCAUGCAGCUGCUCCGCGACAACCUUACAUUAUGGGCAACCGACAUCCAAAACGAUGCCGUUGGAGACAAGCCCAAAGCAGAGGAGUAAUGUAACCCCUGCCUAAAUAUACAAAAGAGAUCUUAAACCUGGAGAAAUACCGGACCCAGUAGCUCUCAUAAAACAGAAUAAAAAAUAUAGACACAGAGGCUAUGUCCAGCAAGCUUGCCCUUAAUGUAACAGCUAG